GCAAUUGGGGUCUUUGAGGCGAAUACGAGGCUGGGGCCGGUUACCGACCGGCCGCUUCUUGCCGAGGCAGUCCAGGCUUUACCCCUGGCGGUGGCCGCUGCGAGACAGCAUCUGUCAACGCUCCUCUUUUCCCCUCCUCCUCUGGCCGGGCCGGGCUCCGCCGGCUGCGGCCGAGAGGACGCGGGACCCGGCGCGGUGAGCCCAUCAGCUGUCAGGCGAGCGGCGAAGCGGCCGGAGGGCGGCGAGAGACACACAAAGAACGCGGUGGGCGGCGGCGGCGAAAGGGGGCGGCAAAUUCGGGACGGCAACUCCUCCUCGCGCCCGCUGGUGCCACCGCCGCCCGGGCUUGGUCCGAGGCCGCGCAGACAAUGCGGCCGGGCCCCAGAGUGCGGGGCGCCUGCGCUCCCCAGACCCCAACUUGACCGUCACCCUGCUCGCCCAGCCCCCUCCCGGGAUAGGGGCGCCCCCCUCGUUCCGACAGCCGGCGAAGGAAGUCUGCCGCGGCCGCGUAGCCCGGCAACUUGCAAGCCGGGAAAAGUUUGCGGCGCCUCCGCGGGGCGGCGCGACGCGGCCCGCCCCACGCGUCCGCGGUCACCGAGGGUGACUUUCUCGACUCGUCGUCAGCCGGGGCCGCAGCGCGGCCGGCGAGGACUGCGGGGAGGGCCGGAGUCGGUCCGAGGGCUCCCGCACCUGGGGCUGCGGGAACAUUAAAAAGCUCCCCAGAUGCUCCCUGCUCUGAUCAUUUCCCCUACAGCACCAGACAUGUUGGCAUCAUCUCUUAGUUGGGCCCUGUGACCAGGGAACCCCUCAUGAAACCACCGCUGCAGCCUGGAGAGUUGCUGUAGAAGAAGGAAAAAAAGAGGAUGACAACGCAACGCAGGAGGAGAUAAGUACCUCUGGACAAAAUGGAAGUAGUAGUUGUUGAACAGAGGGAAAAGGGAUGGGAGAAGGAUGUGGACUGCAAUGUUGCAGUGCCAGCUAAUAACUUUCAUCAUGUACCUCCUUGGCUCAGGUACUGUCUCUUCUACUCUUUUCCUUGUACUACCUUAUUUAGCCCUUAAUUAUAUACUUUCUUGACUCACUUUCAGAAACACUGAUUAUGUGGUCUGCCUCAAAGACAGAAUCCUAGUUUUGGAUUUUAGCCUUACUGAUCUAUAGCCUUGCAGGGGCUUACGGAUGGCAGCUGUCUCUCCCCCUUGGGAUCUAGCUUUUGGAAAUAUUGAAGGGAAGAGAUUUCUAUGAUCUUAUAGGAAAAGAUCCACAGUUCAUCUCCAAAUUUGCUUUUAUAGAGAAGUGUGUGUCACCAAAACAUGGAGAUAUGGUCAGAGAGGCCCCUACCCCCAGACUUUUAAUAUAAUUUUGCUUUCUAGGGCAUUUGUUCUUGUCAAAUACUUUCUCUUCUAUCAGCUCACUUGUUCCUCACAAAAGCCCAAUAAGGUAUUAAUAGUAUUAAACAGACCCCUGUGAAGCACCUCAAGUCUUUCUCUCUUCCCACUUCCAUUCUUGCACACCUUUUGCUAGACUAGUCUCUGCGUUCAUCACAUCAGGUUUCUAAAAUUAAAGUCCCCUAAUAACUUUCUGUUUGUUCCCUCAUCAAAUUGAACCUUUUAUGCCUGGCUUAUAAGGUGGCCUUAAAACCCCAUUUUCCUCUAAACAUUGUCUCUGUAGUUCAGGAACGUGGCAGGCUCAACAUGUGUGCAUGAGCCAUAUUGCUUCCCUCAUUAGUGAUACCUCCUCUCAAACCACCCAGAUUCUACUCAUUCUUCAAUUUCCAGCUUCUCCUUGGAGCCUUCCCAGAUCAUUAGCUUCUUAAAAAUCCCAGCUUUCUCUGAAUUCUGACGGUAGCCACAGUUAUUUGGGCAAUUAUGUCCUGGUCUUAAAGUCCUAAUGGGAAAAAAAAAAAAAAGUAUAUGGUGGACUUUAUGAAGAGAAGAAAGCACUGGACUGAGUUUUAAGACAUCUGCUAAGGAGCCGUGUAAGCCAAACCAGGUUACUUUACCUCUCUGGAUCUUUAUUUGCUGAUCUGUUAAGUGGAGAGGAUUGGGUCAGAUAAUCUUGGUGGUCUAUGCUCAUUCUGAGGUUCUUGGACAACUUGACCUAGUUCACGUGGGAUGGGAUUGAAGAUCUUACUGAGUUUUUGGAUGGAAAUGGUCAGUAAUGGGCACUCAGUGCCUUCAGGACUUGUUCUGUACUAUCCCAGAAAUUUCUGAUGCUGAACUUGGCAGUUUUUAAAUGCCAUACUCCUUUUUUCCAAACUCUUCAACCACAAGAAUUCAGGGAAGGUUAAUGGGGGGUGACUUAGGUAUCUGGAUAAUAUGUAUUGUGGACAAUAUAGCAUUAUCCUUGGGAAUGAUUUCAUAAUUGUUGAGUAAAUAGCAUCAACUUCUUGAUAAACCUUAGUCCUGAACAUUUCAUCUUCAUUGGAUGGUACUAUAUAGUAAUAUAUUUAUGUUUUCUUUUAAUCAUUUCAUAACUUAGAAAAUACUAACAGAGUCAAAACUCCAGGAUAAGUGAUAUAUGAGUUUUCUGUAGUAAUCUGGUUGGAGACAUGUUGUAAUUCUGCAUAUAUAUGUACACUUAUCCCAUGCACGUUAUGCUUAAACUAAGAAGGAUACCCCUGAAUUAAGAGGUGCUGUUAUACAUUGACCAGACUUAAGAAUAUCUCUUUAAAGUAUGUUGACUUUUAAUUGACCUUUGAAAGUUCAUUCUGUUAAUCAUACUCAAAGUGCUAAAGCUAUGGUUGACUGCUCUGGUGUUUUUAUAUUCAUUCGUGCUUUAGCAUAUAAAUUCUUCAGCAUAAUUGCUACUUAUUUAGCAAGAGUUUCCUUUCUUUGAAAAUGUGAGUUGUGCUUGUAUUUUCGUGUCUUUCUUUUUUUUUUUUUUUUUAACUUUGCUUCAGGCUGGGUAGUGGUAGAGGUUUGAAUUAAAAUGUUUUCCUGUCAGUAGUUGUAUGAGGUGUGGCUUCUUAAUCUAGAAGUAAUGGAAAUUUCUUGCUUAAAUGAAGUGCACUUUUCUUCCUGCAGAAGUUAGAACUCAAGUUACAAUGCUGAAAUUUAGACAAGCUUAACACUUCAAAACUGGAUAUCUUUAGCAGAAACUUUUGGAAAUUUUAAAUUCCAUUUGUGUAGAUUAAAAAUAUCAGUGCUAAUACUUUCUAUUAAAUAAGGAUUUAUCUAUUUUCAUAAAACCUCUAAUUAUAUUCCUUGAAUUGCUGUGAGUAGAAUUUUGUUGUAAACACAGUAUUUUUUAAAAUCUCAUAUAUUUUAAAAAUCUUAACAUUAUAUUACUAUAACUUAGAGAACAGAUGUUUACAUGUAUAAAUUUUUCUAGCUCUUAAAUUCGUGAAAUCAGUCUUUCAGAAGUAAUUUUUAAUAUGGUUAGCUGUCUUAUAGGUUUGUAAGUUGGUAUUUCAAUUUAAAAUUUUUUCAAUUUAUAUUUCAAUGACCAGGAAAAAAUAAACUUUUUGCUAAAUUCUAAUAGAAAAAAACACACACACACACGUAAUUGUUAAUAUCUGGUAAUUUAUCUUGAGACUCCAGACAUGUUUUUAGAAUAUUUUUACCUUAAAAGCAGUUUUAAAAUAGGAAAAUAAAAGUUUAAAGCAGAGUUUUUACUUUCAUGAGGUAAUUUUAUACUUCGCAGAUAGGUAGGCCCAUAUUCAAGAUCACUCUGAUCUCUGUUUAUAGUAAGUUUUGAUGCCAUUAUAUCAUUUACUUAUUUACACAUUAUAAACAUAGUAGAUGGCCCCAUUGUCAUGAAGCUGACAUUUUCUUAUCUCUUUUUCAAUAUUGUCCCCCCCUUUUUUUUUCUGUUUUCAUCAUAGCUGUCCUUUUCAUUUUAUUGUAGCCCUGACUCAAAAUGAAAGUAAGUUUGUUCCUCUUAAACAUUUCACUUGAAACUCUUUUUUUAGAAUAUACAGUGAAAUGUCUUGAAUAAUAUUAUCUAAAUAAUACCUAAAGAAUGCAAAUGACGUGCAAUGCUGAAUAGUCAGAUACAGGAUGUUCCAUGCUGAGGGUAGACUCAUAUUUCCACUUUAUAAAAUGUGGUUUCAGAAAAUAAAUAGAUGUGUUUCUUCCUUAAUAAUUAGUGUUUCAGGACCAAAAUUGACUAAAUAUGGAAGUUUAAGAUAAAGCCUGGUUUCUUAGGGAAUCUUUCUCAGUCCUUAGUAACUCUAUAGGAUUGAUGAUACAGUGACAACUUCAGUACGCUCAGUGUUCUUUUCUGUUUGAAGUCUGUUUUACCAUUGUAAAAAACUUAUUGUCGUUUGAAUUUGGGUAUGUGCAUUCAGAGAUGGUUUCCUUUAUUUUUAUUUUAUUUAAACAAAUACUUUCAUGUCCCAAACACUUUAUAAAUACUGGAAUAUUUAAUCCUCUUAACUCUGUAAUUGUAAUUAUCUUCAUUUUACAAUUGAGAAAACUAAGAUACAAAGUUUUAUUUAAUGGUAAGGCCUUAAGUAAGGGGAGCAUGAUAAGUGUAAGCAGAGUGGAAAACUUAGUAGUGCUAAGAAGCAACAGAAGUAUGUGCAAGAGUUUGGGAAGAUGCGUCUACUUGGAAAGGAUCAGGGACUCAACUGGGAUCAGUCUUAAAGAGCAACAUGUCCUCCUUCCUCAAUUUUAAGCCUUUGGGCUCUAGAAGUAAAGGGCAAACUUAGAAAGAGGAGGCACUCCUCAGGUUUCAGCUGACUGUUCCAGCCUGGUGAGGUAGCUGUACUGGCUCAUGUGAUUCUCAUAGGGCUACAUCAACCUAUGUCUUACCUCCUCCUAGCAUUUCUUGGCUGACUCCUGCUUUUUUGGAGGGUUUAACUUCUCUCUCAGCUAGAAGGUUAGGCAUUGCAAAUACCAGUGGGUAAUUUUUUUCUUAGCUUUAACCCCAGCCCAUUUCAUCCCCCUCUUUGCCCUUUGUAUAUUCUUUUGAAAAUAUGAUCCAGUAGUGUUUAUGAAUGUGUGUUGUAUAAAAUUUAGAGAUUGAUGUUAACAGAAUUAAAGGACAAAGCUGUCUUUUUUUGUUGGAAUUGGGGGAUGGAAGAAGAUGGGAGAGCAACUAAAAGCAGGAAAUAUGGAGAAAGGAGAGACAUUGUGGAAAAGAAGAGAUAUAUUGAGGGGAAAAAAAGGGUGAAAAAAUGAAGAGAGAAUUACUGAUGUGCUUCACACCCACACCUCCUCUCCAACUUCACAGUAACAGAGGCAAUGUCACUGUCUUUUACCUGACAAGUGCUUUACCAGGGAGUUGUGCCUGGCAUCGUGGGAGUGGAAAAUUUCUCCCUUUUGCAUUUUGAGACUUGGGUGUGCUGCUUUAAGAUGCCACUGGUAUCUAAGUAAUGUUUGUUUAUACUGGAUAUUUUUCUCUGUAGCCUUUGUGGAUUGGACUUGUAAUAUAAACAAUAUUGUUAGCAGAACUGCAGGUACUCUAUUGCUAUGUUUAUUUUAUUAGUUAAAAAACUACCAGAGCCCUAGGACUUCUGAGCACAUUUAGAAAAUACCAGAGGCAAUUUUAAGACUAGCAUUAGAAAGAAAGAAAAAAAUAAGAAUAAAACUAAGACUUGCGUACCUUAGAAUCCUAACCGAUGUGGUGAUUUUUAAAAAUUAAUGUUUCAGAGACUCUAAAUUAGGGUCGUUGGUUUCAUCAAUUACAUUUUUUAAGUUAAUAUAAAGUACUUUUGUAUAUAAGUUCUCUUUUCUUAACAGAUAAUUUAGGUAAAAUGGAAGUGUGGCAUUUUUUUGUUCCAUAGAAUGUAAAAUUAAUGUCAGAAUAAGAAUUCUUUUGGGAAUUUAGGAUUUUUUGGGUGCUUCUCAAAUCAUCUAUAAUGACUUUUCUUUAUAGAAAAGGUAGAUUAUUCGUUGGUUUUUAUGAAAAACACUAAGUUUAAAUAGCUAGGUGUGGUGGCGCGGCUGUAGUCCCGCUACUCGGGAGGCUGAGGCACGAGAAUUGCUUGAACCUGGGAGGCAGAGGUUGCAGUGAGCCGAGAUCGCGCCGCUGCACUCCACACUGGUCCAGAGUGAGAUUCCGUCUCAAAACAAAACAAAAUUAUUGAGCUAAUCUUAAUGGUAAAAAUCUAGAUUUGAAGAAAUUUUUUUUAAAACAGUUGUUCAUUUGUCAAAUAGAAAAGUAUGAUCUUAGCAGGUUUGGUUAGAUCCUUAUCUGAAAUAAAGUAAACUAAAGAUGUUUUUCUUGAUAAAUGCUUGGGAAUCACCAGUAAAUUGGGGGAUAGAAAGCAGGAAAAGGAGCUUUUUUUCUUAUUUUUUUUCAUUUAUCAGUUUCUCCCACUUGUCCAUCCUUUCCUAUAAUCAUGGAAAUUUUUAUUUUUUGCACUGUUCUCCCCAUUUGUUUAUCCUAGAUUGCCACCACAGCAAGGUUUUCUAGAGUUAGGCAGAAAGAGAACCUGGGCCUAGAAGCUAAUGGAAGCUAUCCCAUGCUUUCUCAGACUCUCUUUCCUCCCUAGAGAUAAGAGGAGCAAAACAGGAGUUGAUGGCUCAUUGCUGUUGCUUCUGUGGCUGCCCUGUUUGGUUGACCUAAGCUUUUUUAAAAAACCUCCACUCUUGAUGCUUAACUCUACGAAUAAAAUUAGGGCCAGUCACACUGUAUUUUCAUCAUCAGUUAUCCCUAGUGAUUCAAAUUUAGCACAAACCUGCUGUGAGUACAUAUUAAUUAGGUGAAUACAGUAGAAUGCAAUCAUAACAUGAGUCUUUUAAUAACUAUUCUUUGUUUGAUUUUUAUUUUAGAAGUUUGCAGUUAUUUUGUUGAAAAUCUAGAAGAUCUUUAUGUGAGCACCUGAGGUUUGGGUAGCCCCACAACAGUUUAAAUCAAACGUUAACUUGCAGUAAAACUCUACUGAAAGUGUCUUUGAUUUCGAGGUGCAGAGAGCUGUUUCAAGUUAAGUUGCUAUAUUAGUCUGUUCUCAUACUGCUAAUAAAGACAUACCUGCAACUGGGCAAUUUAUUAAAAAAA
Messenger RNA from Macaca mulatta (Rhesus monkey), 6945 nucleotides. RefSeq lists its product as uncharacterized. NCBI's taxonomy places the organism in Eukaryota, Metazoa, Chordata, Mammalia, Primates, Cercopithecidae. The record is from RefSeq and is a predicted model, not a curated record.